AUGGCUUACCCAACUAAGUUAAUAAAUAUACGAUCUGCUUCUUUGACAAAGCAAUCUGUUUUACAAGUCGAGUUCACCAGGUUUGACCUAAACGGAAGCUUUACACAAAGUAUUGUGAUAAACGAAAUAGUUCUAAAGAAACAAGUAAAUAACGUUGAUAUAUGUUAUGAAGCCAUACCAACCUCACCCACUGUUGACCACGCCCUGAUCACUAUCAUUAUAAUCGUCAGUGACUCUACGGCUAAUGAGAUAAAUGUGGCAGCGACAAUAUCCACAGAUAAUUGCGUGACCUUCGCCGACCCAGCCCUCACUGUGGGUGAUAACAUCGUCCUCGAACUUCAGUUGUAUUCAUCAACAGACAGUAGUUCGCUACUCGGGCAAGGUUCUAUCGCCUUCAUCAUGGAAGAUUAUCAAGACUUGGCAACGUGCACGAGCGUCAGUAAGUUUAGUGAUGGAAUGUAUCGGCUGGUGUGUGAGCCUGUGGUGAAGGAAGGUGACAACAUCAUGGUUGACAAUACGCAGAUGGAUAUUCUUGGGUCGUCUGAUUACGGGAAGAACACACAUUAUGUAAUACUUAAAGAUGUACCCACUGACGCUGCGACUCUCAAGGUCUACCGUGACAUCUCUGACGUGACGGUGAAUGAUGACACUAAAGGACCUGUGAGAGUGACGCGGGGUACAGUAACUAUCUCUGACACUCCAGCUCCAAGUGAAAUAUUUACAGCUUUGACUCUAGCAUAUGAAACUCCUAGAGUGGAAGUAACAACUGACACCACCACUAGUACAAAUUUUGAUAUUGUAAUUUAUUGGACCAAAGAUGUAACGGACGGUACAUAUAACGUGGCUGCAUGUCCCGACAUUAAUGUUGCUGUUGAUCCUCUGUCUUGUGAUGCAACAGAAUAUACAACAGGAACCAGUCUUGUGAAUGUUCUCUUAGUUGGUUACACAGAUUCCACUGAUAAUGUGUUAGAAUCAGACGUUCAAACACUCCAAGAUUACUACAUCACAGGGAGCUUCGUGUCCAGCAGUACCAUCGAGUGGCAAUGGACUAUGGAGCCACAAACAAAGUCACCAGUAAAUGAGUACUUGGCUACCAUAUUACCAGAAGACGAGAGCGACCCGUCUCCUACUUUCAUUACUGCUGAAGUGACCUGUGACACCUCAGACAUACAGUGUUACGUCUUCUUCCUGGGGUUGACGAGCACCAACCAUUACGCAGUGAUGAUACAGCCUAAAUCUGGAAAUGAUUAUGACUCGCUGAAUCAGGUCAUUUCGGAGAAGGUAACAGGUGGUACAUCAGCAUCACGAGGGUUGAGAGUAUCCAGUGACCAGUUGCGAGUGGAGGAAGUUGAACUGGACUGGAGAAGAGAUGGCGUGAGAGUGGACGUUGGAGUGUGUUUCCAUUAUAGGGACGCCACAGUGGACGAUACAGGACUAACACAGUACCAGCUGGUGUUGGUGGACGCAGAGGGACGCUGGCGCCGCGUCCAUGGAGCAUCACAUACCAGGGAGGGUCGCCUUUGUUUCUCAAGAGUAACUCUGGACUCCCGUCAGUUCAACACUGCUGAAGAAGUAACUGUGUUGGUCAUCAAGAGAGACGUGGAUGGUCGUACUGUCCUGGCCAGCGGGGAGUCUCACGUAUUCUUCAUCACUCCUAAAGUGGAAGUGGUGAGUGCCACGGGGUCUGGUUUUCGUGGGAUAAACCUGGAGGGUACACCGUCAGUACCAGGAAGGAGAGUCAUCCAGCCCCCGUCACUGACACCACAAGUGAGGAGGACAGGGGACAAACUGGUGGUUAAAGCAGAUGCGUCUGGUGUCAAGAUAGAAGCAAUGGUUCCUCUGACUCGUGGGGAAGUAACUGCAGAAGACAUUCAGUCGGUGAUCAUAAACGAAGUAAUUAUGAAUAAGGAGCAGCCAACAAGCAGCUUCCAGAUAUGUUAUGAAGACGUGCCGAGUUUAUCAGAGACAGUCACACUCGCCGAGAUCACUGUCGUUAAAUUUGAUGACACGCCUCAGACCACCAUAGUAGCGACGACCGUGGACCCGUGUCCGACCUUCGACGACCCGACCAUCACUGAAGGUAGCAGAGCUGUGUUUGAACUUCGAUUGUAUGCCGGAGAGGCCGGAAGUUAUGUCCAAGUCGGGAGAAGUUCUCUCGACUUCACUAUGCCAGUUCCCAAUGAACUACAUAAAAAUCACCUGGUACCCCAUCCCAACCAGGUGAUUUCCUCAGCGCCUGUCCCUGAACAGCCUUGUAAACCUCCUCCUCCGAUAUGUAACCCUCCAUGUCCUCUCGAUCCACGUCUCUCAAAUUCGCCACUAUGCCAUGCAGUAAAGCUUCCCUCCCCUCUCGAUUACCCUCUCUACCCUUCCAUUUUCUCUCAAACCAUUGGUCUGCGUAGGUCCCUAUGCUCUCAUUAG
Messenger RNA from Cherax quadricarinatus, 2421 nucleotides. NCBI's taxonomy places the organism in Eukaryota, Metazoa, Arthropoda, Malacostraca, Decapoda, Parastacidae. The record is from RefSeq and is a predicted model, not a curated record.